Messenger RNA from Topomyia yanbarensis, 2761 nucleotides. It is a transcript of the gene GlcAT-I, whose product is annotated as galactosylgalactosylxylosylprotein 3-beta-glucuronosyltransferase I. The transcript has 3 exons. The record is from RefSeq and is a predicted model, not a curated record. Gene Ontology annotation, molecular function: galactosylgalactosylxylosylprotein 3-beta-glucuronosyltransferase activity. Gene Ontology annotation, biological process: chondroitin sulfate proteoglycan biosynthetic process; carbohydrate metabolic process. NCBI's taxonomy places the organism in Eukaryota, Metazoa, Arthropoda, Insecta, Diptera, Culicidae. Bases 474 to 1424 code for a protein of 316 amino acids. Gene Ontology annotation, cellular component: Golgi membrane.
UAGAUGCUGGCGAUCGGUAGGCUAUUGAAUCGUUGUUCUAGGCUAUCCGCCGUAACUUGCCGUUUACUGUAAAAGUAGUGUGGGUGGCUGUGCAAAUUAAACCAAAAAAUAAGGGUGUUGGGUGAGGUGUUCUACAAGUGACAUUUUGAAGAUCUUUCGGAUACACCCUGAAAAGAAACUGAUAGCCCUGCUCAUUCAUUCAACCAUUGAGAAUGUAGAAAACAAGCGGUGAUUUUCAAUUAACGAAAUGUAAACAUAAAAUUUGCUAUCGUGUGCAGUUUAAGCCAACCGAGCCACCGAAAUCAGACGUACUAAGCUGAAGAUAAUCUAUUGAGUACUGCCAGAAUAAUGUGAGAAAUAUCUUCACUUGAAAGUAUUCGACCGUCCACGUAGAUAAUUUGUUGCAGCUCUAAUAGUUUUUAGUGAUAUAACUACAAAUUUUAUGUAUAAGUAAUCCAAAAUUCUUCGGCGCAAUGAAUCAAGAUAUUCGUAUUAAAACCAAGCACUUUUACACAGUGCUAGUGAUAUUAGGCUUCCUGCUAAUCUAUAGUUUAAGCUCUAACCGAGAUUGCGCUGCAGAUGACCAGAAAGAUUCCGAGUCGGCGGACAAACGGGAUGCUUUCGUACCCAAUCUGAAGGGACCAACGAUUUACGCCAUAACGCCAACGUAUGCCAGAACGGUGCAAAAGGCAGAACUAACCAGAUUAUCUCAUGUGAUCCGACUGGUACCGAACGUGUUUUGGGUGCUGGUUGAGGAUGCCGAUCAUAGAUCUGAACUUGUCUCGAAUCUACUAAGCAGAAGCGGUAUCCAAGAAAGAAGCGUUCAGUUGUUUGCUAAAACACCAACCAAUAUGAAACUUCAGGGAAAAGAUCCAAAUUGGUUAAAGCCUCGAGGUGUUGAACAGCGCAAUAAAGCUUUGGAAUGGAUAAGAGCACAUCUCGCUGAAAAUGGUGGGCGGGAAAUACAUUCAAUUAUCUACUUUAUGGAUGACGAUAACACGUACAGUACCGAUUUGUUCUCUGAAAUGUCCAAAAUUGAACGAAACAAAGUUGGCGUUUGGCCAGUUGGACUGGUCGGAGGGCUGAUGGUCGAAAAACCGGUGCUGAACCGAGAUGGAAUCGUCUUGGGAUUCAAUAGCGCAUGGCGACCGGAACGACCGUUUCCGUUCGAUAUGGCAGGAUUUGCAAUUAGUUCGGAUCUGAUCCUGGAUAAUCCUCAAGCACAAUUUAGCUACGAAGUCGAACGUGGCUAUCAGGAAAGUGAAUUGCUGCGACAUCUCACUAUUGUCCACGAGAUGCAACCUUUGGCCAACAAGUGCACCGAUGUGCUGGUGUGGCACACGCGUACCGAAACACCUAAGCUCGAUGCCGAAAAAUUGUUGGUCAAAUCGGGUAAAAGAUCUGACGACGGACUCGAAGUGUAAUGAUUCUUUUCGUCCAUAUAUGAUAGACUAAAGCCUUAGCAUAUUAGCAAUAUGAUAUAAUCAAAUAUCGUUUUAAUGUAGACUCGGUUGACACAAAACUUGCCUAGUUGUCAUAAAAAUCUUUGAACGAAACAGAUGCAGAUCUAAUUGGAUGCUGAUCGUGGGAGAGGAGUAUAGUCAUUGACUGAUAUGACCAACGUUCAGUAUUACUCGACCGUAUCCGUCGUCAUGAUAUUUUCAUUACAUGUAUUUAUUAUUAUCUAAUAGUACGAUUAGUGUUUAAUCACACAAUCUUCCGCAGAGUAGGUGCAAUAGGCGUUAAUCAGUCGCAUGCCAAUAUUCUCAUAUUUAGUUUUGUUAUUCUACACAGAAUGGAUUUCUCAUAAGGAUCAAGUUUAGAAUUAACUGUUAAUGUGUCAUCGUGAUUUUUUGUUGCGCUAUUUAUUACAUCUAUGCUUUACAACGAGUAGCUCCUUUAAACUCAAGUCACAUUUCAUGCAGAGAUACGUACUACGUUAAAACUCGCCGAAAAAUAUACUGGAUAUGAUAGCCACGUGUUCAACGAAAAUCUUUGCAAAUUUCCUUUAUUAUUUCUAGAUGCGAUGGACGAGAAAUUACUUAUUUUAGCUUGGACAUCAUUUUAUGGUAAUCGAAAAAAUCGGUUAAUUAUUUUUAUUGUUAUUUUUUUUAUGCACAGUGCUUGGGUUCUAUGUUCGAUUGGUUGAAAGUAAUCAAAAGCUGUUUUUUAUAAAGUUUGAAUUAAUGAUUUCCAUUAUUAUAUGUAAUCCGAGCGUUUUCUUUUUAGGGUAUGUUCUAAUAACAGAAAUCCUUCGAAAGCAGCAAUAAAUUGCACAGACAUAACUUAUCAGACAGAAUAUUGAACAUGCAUGGUUUGCAACAAAACGUUACUUUGUAACUGAUUUUUUCGAUAUUUAUUCUCACUGUUCUCGGCAACAUGAAAUCCACAAUAGUUGAUAGUGCAGCAAAGCUAAAUACUUGAAAAUAGAAAUUAUUUAUAAGAUCAUAUGUAUAUUCAAAUGAGACAUUGAACAAAUUUUCAAGUUCGUGUCAGCUUGUGAUUAGUUUAGUGUUUGCUCAAACAAACUACCGAUAUAACACAAAAUAACAUGAGAUAUAUUCUAUUUAUAAUACAUCGUGUUGAUAGAUUUCGAUAGGUGGGCACAUGGAAAAUAUUUUUAUCUGAUGCACAUUAAUAUACUCGUGAUCCUAAAAUAGCUCUAAUGACUAAAUUGAUAAAUAUGAAAGAGGCGUUUUUCAAGAGUUUAUCAGGCAACAUUAGAAUCUAUUGUCAAUUGAAUAAAAUAAUUAUAUUGAAA